This is a messenger RNA of Morchella sextelata, 2697 nucleotides long. RefSeq lists its product as uncharacterized. The record is from RefSeq and is a predicted model, not a curated record. The transcript has 2 exons. The coding region runs from base 1 to 2697 and encodes 898 amino acids. Lineage: Eukaryota; Fungi; Ascomycota; Pezizomycetes; Pezizales; Morchellaceae. Gene Ontology annotation, molecular function: catalytic activity.
AUGGGAGACUUCAACUGCCACCACCAAAUGUGGUACGGAGUAAAUUCACAUGAAUACAGAAACAAUAUUCGAGCAGACCGCGUCAAUGGUGCACGACUAAAACGAUGGAUAACCCGACAGAAACUGUCCCUCCUGAACGAACCAGGCGUCUUUACGCAUUUCCCCAGAGACAGAGGGAAAAGGCCCACAACCAUCGACCUUACAUUUGUAAAAGGCCCAAUACUCGAUCAUAACCUACGAUGGAGCACUGAACCCUACGGAGCGGGCUCAGACCAUGGGAGAACCUCCGUUCACUUACACUUGGAGAAACCACCUUUUGUACCAAGACGAAUGUGGCGACAAACAGACUGGAAGCUAUUGGAAAACCACAUGUCAAACAUUUCCAUCCCUGCAGAGGCAUGGGAAACCAAGGAACUUACGGAACAGACUGUUGAUUUCUUUCUAGAACUGGUCAGGUCAACAGUCAGCAUAGUAACACCGCUCUCGAAGGAGGGGGUAAGAGCCAACUCCUGGUGGUCAGAUGAAAUGAAACAAAUGAAGGCAAAGGUAAAUGCAGCAGAAAGGAAGGCGAGGAACACAAGGAAACCCAAUCACGUGGAGGAACACCGGAAGGCUUGCAGAGAAUGGACAGUCAUGAUCCGGAAAGCAAAAGCGGAUCAGCGGGAAAAGACGAUGAACGAGGCGAAAGGUAGUGAAGUCUGGAGAAUCCUAAACGUAGGAAGAAGAAGAGACACAAUCAUACCAACCAUACAAGGUGAAGAAACCAACACCUUCGACAUAGUCACCCCCGAAGAACUUAAUAAAGCAAUCGACUCCUGUCCAGCGCACUCGGCGACCGGCCCGGAUGGCAUUCCUUAUACCUUUAUUAAAGCAAUAGUCAAAGCAAACACAACUCUAAUCCAAGACAUGUUCUCCGCCAUGCUCCGGCACGGCGUACACCCAGCGGAAUGGAAAAUAGCUAAGUGUAUCCCGAUCCCGAAACCCGGUAAAGCAAACUAUCAUGAAGCAAAAGCCUACCGGCCCAUUUCCCUUCUACAAUGUUUCAGCAAAAUCCUGGAGAAGAUAGUGGCCCAAAGACUCUGCACCGCUGGAGAAAUUCUAGGCACACUCUCAGCGAAUCAAUUUGGGGGAAGACCAACCAUCUCGGCAAUCGACGCCCUGCUGAGAACCUUAACGCCAAUACAACAAAACCUACUACUGAAAAACAGUACCGGAGUCGCUCGGCGAGACAGACCAGCGAUCCUAACCAAUGAUAUCCAAGGAGCAUUUAACUGCGUUGACUACCUACUCCUCGCGGAAAUCAUGCAACAACAAAAAUUCCCUACCUACUUAACAGAAUGGUGCAAGGAAUUCAAUACCGGCAGAAAACUACAGUUUAAAUUCAACCAUGAGCUAGAAGAACCACAGCCCUAUGAUUCUGGAGUGCCGCAAGGUAGCCCCAUGUCCCCGGUGCUAUUUAUGAUCUAUGCUGGAGUAAUCCUGGACCCAACAAGCAGCCCGAAAGAGAUGGACACUACUUACAUCGAUGACGACGCGCUGGUACAAAUAUCCAAAACACCAGGCUUCACAAUCAAGAGAUUGGAGGAACGAAUGAGAGAGAGACUAAUAAAAGCUGAGCCACUCCAAAUUAAAUACGACCCGGAUAAAUCCGACCUGAUCUUCUUCCGGCUCACCACAUCAUCCACACAACACCCACGACUUCCAGUCAAAGUUAACAAUAUCAAUAUACACCCCAAGGAAAGACUGAAAUAUGUAGGAGUCUGGAUAGAUCCGACCCUUUCCUUCCGGCCCCACAUCGAAGCAGCGAUCGCAAAAGGCCUUAAAGCCCUCCACCAGAUUCGAUACACUGCCCGCUUGCCAGGCAUAACGGUCAAAACAAUCCAUCAUAUCAUAACACAAGGCUUCCUCCCAAGCCUACUCUACGGAUCCGAGGCUUGGUGGACUGGCGCAGACCACAUUAUAAGAUCCCUCGAACCACUAUAUAAUGAAGCGGCCCGGAUCAUCACUGGCCUAGCACGAUGGACCAAAAGAGCUAAACUCCUCCGAGAAGCAGGCCUAUCCCCCUUAGAACACCUCCUGACAUAUCGCUCAAGAAAGUACGGAACCAGAAUACUCUGCUCCGAGGCAACCCACCCCAACAAUGAAUCCCUGAUCGAGCUCCUCCCUUACAAAGAAGCAAAUAUCAAAGGAACAGGCCUACACCGAAUCGCUUCCCUACUACUCCCAUACCAGACCCCCGGAAAUGCGAGAGAUAAGUGGAACCAAAAUAAACUACUACGCGACCACCUGUUGGAAGAAUGGAACACACAAUCAAUACCGAACUACCACCACCGGGGGGAAUUCCGCCCCCCUCCCAAGAUAGCGAAACUCACCCUUACGGAAGCAAAAAAAGUAUUUCGAAUCCGGUGCCAAACCACCCGAAUCGACAAACACGCAGUAUAUACAGACCCCGAACCAUGCCAGUGUGGUAUGGAAAACUCAGCGAAACACAUACUCAUGGAAUGCCCAGCGUGGGCUCGAAUCCGCACCCCCCUGAUAGAGAAGAUCCCCGGAGCGAUGACCUGGGAAAACUGGAUGUUUACAAACCUGAGAACGGACCUCAUCCUACAAUUUGCAAAACAAUCUCAACUCUCAAAAUGGUACGAGUCGGCGGAGGCAGAGGCGGACCUGGAAGAGGGGAGGGAAGAAAAUGAUUAG